Molecule: messenger RNA, 10923 nt
Organism: Brassica rapa (field mustard)
Lineage: Eukaryota; Viridiplantae; Streptophyta; Magnoliopsida; Brassicales; Brassicaceae
Product: putative cysteine-rich receptor-like protein kinase 39
Biological process (GO): protein phosphorylation
Cellular component (GO): plasma membrane
Molecular function (GO): protein serine/threonine kinase activity; ATP binding
Source: RefSeq, a predicted model, not a curated record
UACAAAGUUAUUAAGGGAAAAAAAUUUUUGUUUAAUCAUUUCUAAAAAUGAGGAAAUGCUUUGCUUUGAUGAUCUUCCUCGCUUCUUUUCUUCUUCGUGUCCUUCAAAACCUCGAACUUGUUCAUGCCGUCGGGUGUGCCGGAAGCUUAUUCAACGUUAACAGCACUUACGCUCAGAAUCGUCACAAUCUCUUCUCUACUCUUGCUUCAAAAGUCGUUGCCAACGGUAGAUUAUACAACGAUUCACUCGGCCAAAAUCCCAAUAGAGUUCACGCUCUUGUAUUCUGCACAAGAGGCGACGAGCAAGCUUGUAUUAGUUGUGUCCAAAAAGUAACACAGAAUAUACAAACGAGCUGUCCAAAUCGCAUGGAUUCGUUCCAGUGGAACAAUGACGAUGUAGAUGACCAAGUUUCUUGUCUUGUACGUUCCUCAAACCACACAACUUUCCAGAACCUCGAGCUUCGACCUGCCGUCAUUCACCCAAGUCCAGAUAGUAUCGAACCAUCCAAGAACACGACCCUUUUCAGUAAGCAGUGGGAAGCAACGGUCAAUCGGACUAUCCAGGUUGCCACGGAAGCUAAUACUUCCUCGCUACUUCAGUACAUUGGUGCUGUAAAGGCCGAGUUCACGGAGUUUCCAAAUGUAUACAUGUUGAUGCAAUGCACGCCCGACAUAACUUCUCGAGAGUGCAUGAUAUGUUUGGAAAACUGCGUGGCUUAUUUUAAAACACAGUUUUGGGGAAGACAAGGAGGCUCGGUUAGUCGCCCGAGCUGUCUUUUCAGGUGGGAUCUAUAUCGUUUCCAUGGUGCCUUUGAUAAUGUAACAAUAUUUCAUGCACCUCCUCGAGUUCAGCCACCUGAAAAUGACAAGAAAGGAAAAGGCAUUAGGUUGGGUGGAAUUAUCGCGAUAACUGUGCCUGCUUUCAUUACUCUUUUGGUCUUUAUUGGUCUCAUAAAAUUCUAUGUUCGGAGGAGAAAAUUCAACAAGGGAAUAUAUGGUAAGGUUGGUAGAGCAGAGUACUCCGAUUCGGACUGUCAAUAUAUGCUACGGUUUGAUCUUGGUAUGAUCUUAAUGGCAACCGAUGAAUUUUCGUCUGAAAACAAGCUAGGCCAAGGUGGAUUUGGUACGGUCUAUAAGGGGAUAUUACUAAACGGGAGAGAGAUAGCAGUGAAAAGAUUAACCAGAGGUUCAGAAGAAGGAUGCAUGGAGUUUAAGAAUGAGGUUUCACUCUUGACAAGACUCCAACAUAAGAAUUUGGUUAAGCUUCUUGGUUUCUGUCAUGAAAGAGAUGAAGAGAUUCUUGUCUACGAGUUUGUCCCCAACUCAAGUCUUGACCACUUUAUCUUCGAUGAAGAGAAGCGUUCGCUUCUUACAUGGGAGGUGAGAUUCAAAAUUAUAGAAGGUGUUGCUCGAGGUCUUGUUUAUCUCCAUGAAGACUCUCAGCUGAAGAUUAUUCACCGAGAUUUGAAGGCAAGCAACAUCCUUUUAGAUGCAGAGAUGAAUCCUAAAGUUGCAGAUUUUGGGACGGCUAGGUUGUUCGACACUAAUGAGACUCGAGCUGAAACAAAACGAAUAGCUGGAACUCGUGGAUAUAUGGCUCCCGAAUACCUGAGUUACGGGCAAAUCUCAGUUAAAUCUGAUGUAUAUAGCUUCGGUGUUAUGCUUCUAGAGAUGAUAUGUGGUAAAAGAAACAAUAGCUUUGAAGGAGAAGGAAUUGCAGCUUUUGCAUGGAAGAGAUGGGAUGAAGGAAGGCCUGAGAUUAUAAUUGAUCCAUUCUUGGUAGAGAAGCCGAGUAACGAGAUUAUUAAGUUGAUCCAGAUUGGUUUGUUGUGUGUUCAUGAGAAUGCAACAAAGAGACCAACCAUGAGGUCUUUAAUAAUUUGGCUCAGCCGUGAGACUAUUAGCAUCCCUUUACCUAAGGAUCUUGCUUUCACAAGGAAUGAAUCUCAAUCUGAAGAUGGUACAAUGUCAAUGAGCAGUGUCUUCACAAAGUUGAGUUCACGUUGAGUUAUAAUUUUAUUAAUCAAGCGAUGGUGUUUUUAGGUUAAUACCAUGUAUUGUAAUUGUAUUGAUUGAGAAUGAGCGUAGUAAAAAGUGUGAGGAAAUACAAUCGUAGGUUCUAUAAAGCUGUACAAAGGAUGUAUGUUAAUAACUAUAAUGCAUACGAAGUUGAUUACAUGUCUUCUUUUAUAUAAUAUCAAUAAUAUUAACAGAGAAUAAAACAUUCAUUAAUAGUAGAAUAUUCUUUUGGUUUUUGGGAUUUAACUACAUUUAAGCUAACAAUAAAAUUGACCAAAUUAAUUAUACUUUACUCCACACUAAUGGGUCAGUAUGGUAUUUUACCAAAUACAAGAGCGGUUAUUUAAUAUUUAUUCAUUUCGAAUUUUGAAUCAAAUCACAAAGAAUAAAUAUUUAUUCUAAACAUGGACUAAGUAAACAUACUAAAAAUGUACUAAAAUUUUUAUACUACUUAACAACUUAUCUAUGUUUAGAAUAAAUAUUUUUUGGACCAUUUCAUUAGACUUAACUAUUAAAAGGGAAGGAUUCUCAAAAAAUCUACUUAAACAAGGUUAUUGGACCAUUUCAUUAGACUUAACUAUUUUUUGGUCUUACCUUAUAUUUUUCUAACUAUAUAAAUAUUUUACAUAAUUUAAAUGAACUCAUUUCUUAUUCUCCCAUAAUCUACUAUAUAAUUACCCUAACAAUAAAUUUCCAUGAAUUUAGGACAUAUUAUUCACAUUUUUACACAUGACGUGAUCAUUACCACAUAUAGUUCUACUAAUAGUAUAAAAUUUACAAUGGUUUAGUUAUGUUUAAUAGGUAUAUAAUUUAUAUUUUAAAAAUUUAUGUAUUCAUUUGGUUCUCAGUUCGGUUUCUAUUUUUUUGGUUCCAAAGAUAUAGGAUAUGCUCAGUUAUUUAUGAAAUUCAUCUUAAACUUGAUUUUUUUUUUAAGUUUGGUACGUUUCAAUGUAUUCGGGUAAAUGUACUCAACCCUAUAAAAUAUCUUAUAUAGAAUUUAUAUUAAAAGAAUUUAUUUUAUUUCAAAAAUAAACUCGUGCUUUCUAAACUUAGAUCAAAAUCUAAUACAUCUUUAUGAAUCAUCAUUUUUGGAUCUAUCUAUUAAUUAUCAUUUCCUUAUGAAUCAACACAUGUUCUACGGGUGUAUUAUAUCUAAUAUAAUUAUUUUAAGAAAAUUGAAAAUGUAACCCGAGCAGAUUCAGAUCUAGUUAAUGCUUAAUAUGAUUUGUGGUUGCAUGGACUAGUUAUUAAUGCAUACUUGAAUGUGCUUACCCAGUGAGAAUUGAUGUUAAUUGUAUGAUUAGUAUAAGGAUUAAAAUUAGGAAGUGGGUUAAUCUAAUUGUUUGUUUCUAGACUUAAGGAUUUACAUUUGAAUGUUUGACUAACAUCCUAGAUGACCAUUAGAUCACCUAAUCAAUUGUGAAACUCCAUAAGUCUAUUUUUAAAUAUUAAUUAAAGCUUAUUUAUUUUUUUAGUAAUUGAUCGAGAUUGAGUUCAUUUGCUUAUUUUCUGUUUUAUUACUUCAGAAAUCCAUCUUUGACUUAGAUUAAUUAUGAAUUUGCAUUCUUUUGUUCUUGAAAUACUUAGGUGUGAUUGACACAUUAACUGUUACAAUUACAUUGUUGUGGCUGACAAAAAAGUACAUUGUUGUGCUUACAACUUAAGUGAUUAAGGAAUACAACUUUUUCCACAGACGCCGCCAGCUACUGGAGAAAAAAUCCAACGAGAAAAGCGAGAUUGAAGAUGUAAGAUGUCCGCUCUAAAGUAGUCGCUGACGUAGUUGCUGAAGCAGACGAGUCAAGGUGCUGAGCUGGAGCCGUAUAGAUUUGGAGAGCAAGAGAGUAUCUUGGAGAUAAGGAAAGAGGAAUAAACUUGAGGAGUAAGUUUAUGACUUAAAGAAAGAGGAAUAAGUGCAUUCUAAGAAAAAGAAAGUUGCACUUAUUGUUAUGGAAGAUGUCCAUACAUGUUGCCUUGGAGACUAGGGUUUCAAGAACGUGGAGAAUAACUAUAAGAUACUUAUGAGGUCGUCUGUAUAGACACAGAGACACCGAGGCUGAUCUUAUAGAGAGAGAUAAGCUCUUGGAAGUGUUCUUGGGUCGUGCUGAAUCAGUUGCCGAAGUACUUGACGAAAGAGAGACAUGGUUGGGUAGAUUAGGAAUUCUUCAGUAGCGUGUGUUAGGACAUUACCACUAGACGUGUAAAAGCUGAAUAAACAAGGUCUUGUAAUAGAUUGUUUCAUGAGAUUUCUAAUACAAGCAUAAGUGUUGCUUGUAGUUAUUUUGUCUCUUGGUUUACUUUCUCCAGUAAUAUACUGUAGUGUCAUCUUGCACCUACAAGUGGUAUCAGAGUGGGGCACCUAAGUUAUCGGUGUAAUCCUGAAGGUGAAGAUGGUCACGAUUGUUUUGAUGCAGAAGGAAAUCAUGUUGAACGCAGACCAGUAUGGUCAUUGGAAGGCUUGCAUGAAGCAGAUAAUUCGAGGAAUCAAUGAAUAUGUGUGGACAGCUGUAGAAAUUUGUUGGGAGGAGCCUACCAUAGUCACAGGAGAUGAGAAGAAGCCUAAGCCAAAAGAGGAUUGGUCAGAGGCAGAACGCAAUGCACCUAAGUUUAAUGCAAAGGCAUUGUCGGUGAUUUUUGGAGCGGUUUAAGCAUAACAGUUCUAGCUGAUUCAGGGGAGUACUUCAGCUAAAGAGGCGUGGGACAUCUGAAUUCAUUUGAAGGAGAUGAGAGUGUCAAGAUGACACGUCUCGAUCAUCUUCGGUCGCAGUUUGAGAAUCUUAGGUGCUCUAACAAUGAUUCUAUGGCAAGCUUCAGUGCCAAACUCAGUGCUAUGGCGCAUGAAGCAUGUGUACUUGGGAAGAAGUACAAGGAGAAAAAGCUGUUAAAGAAGUUACUACGCUGUCUUCCAACGAAGUUUGGAGCUCACAAGGCGGUUCUGCAGAUGACUACAAACACGGAUGAGCUCAAGUUUGAUAAGCUUGUGGGAAUGCUGAAGGCAUAAGAGAUGGAGACAGACAGUAGUUCAGUCUCUACGUCAGCUGGUGCAUAAAGGAGUACAUCGCUUGUUGCUGACAAAGAUGGAGAUAGAUCUUUGCAUUUUGAAGAUGCAAUGGGUAUGUUUUCUAGGAAUAUUGGUAAGAGGAUGAAUCCCUCUGGUGGGAGGAAUCAGUAUGGUCGCCAAGGAGGUGGUCACGACAGUUCAGAAGAAGAGAAGGUCUCAAGUGCUACGAGUGUUAAGGAGUUGGUCAUGUGAGGACUGGCUGUCAUGUUGAACAACAAAGGGAACUCAAGUGCCCUGAGUGUAGAGGUGUUGGACACACAGCGUGAAUGUCCAAACUCAAAAAAAGAGAAAAGGAGUUUCAUUGGAGUCGUCUUAUGAUUCAGAAUCUGAAGAAAAUGGAAAGGUGGUGAGAAAUCUUGUUGCAUUUGGUGCACACAAGGAGGAAUCAGAUUCAAAUGUUGGUCAGACGAUGAGGAGUAUCACGUCAUGUACAACAAGUGGUUGAAUCUCAAAGAUCAGAACUGAGACGGGAGGAUAUGACUCAUAAGCUAAUAUAGAUGCUAAAAGAAGCCAAUGAAGAAUAUGCGGCUAUGAAAGAGAAGAAUGUCUCUGGAGCAGGAGGUUAGCAAACUGAGAGAGGUUGCUAUUGAUGAAUGAGAAAGAGCAAGGAUGCUGGAACGUGAUUUGGCCGACAAUCGCAAACAGAUUAGGAUGCUCAACAGCGGACUUGGAUAAUAUACUCUCGAUGGGACAACCAGCCAAGGCGAAUUGGGAACUGGGAUACCGAGGAGCUGAGAGUACUGACGUACAUCACAAGGGGCUGUCACACUUCGUGCAGGGAAGCACAUCAAAAAGUGGAGCCGAAGAAGUUUGUCAUGAAGUACGAUAAGGAGUAAGACAGGAAGUUCUACAGCGCGUAGCUAUGAGUAACAAGCUGAAAGUAGUACAUCAGUGCAACAACAUGAAGGUCAGAUAGGAGGUUCUGAAGCAUGGUUGUGGAGCUGGUACAAGGAAGGAGACUGAUCGGUGCAUCAGCAACUAUGCAGGCCAAGCAAGAAGCAAAAUCAGAUGUGUUGUUGGUUAUGUGGGAAGGUUGGACACAAGAAGGUGAACUUUUUUGCUCGUGAGAAGAGCAAAAAAAUGGCCAAGAAGGUGAAGAAGACGCUCAUUAAAUCAAAGAAGGUUGAAGAGGUGCUCUUAGCCAAGAGUGACUUACUUGAUGAGGUCAAGGAAGAGACGUCAUAAGAAGGGUGCAGCUCUGUUAAAAGUGAUCUUGAGGUUGAUCAAGAAGCAUCAAGCAUGGAGCCAGGAAACGAGGUUGCUUGUGGGACAAAAGGGAAGGAGAUCGAAGUUCGUCAGGAAGUGAUGUGAGAUGAUCUUCAGGAGGGUGAUAGUGAAAUCACUCCAAGAAAAUAACAACGAGUGCAUAGUGCACUCGGUGUGGAUGGGGAAGGGCUCAUGGUCAAGAAGACGACACAUGACAGAAGCAAGGUCCUCAACAGAAGCUGGUGGAAGGGUAGUUCGACAUGUGCGUUAGAUCGUGAUGCAAUACUUGUUAUUCCGCUGCAGCAGGGGCUGUGUUAUGAUUAUACAUGAAGAAACGGACGGAUGGGUCUGUAAGACUUGACAUCUAAGCAUCUGUGUUUUAGCUUAGUAUGCAAUCAAGCAGGGGGAGAAUGGUGAUGUUCUGGUCCAGAGUAUGCAUAUCUCAUGGGGGAGAAAAGCAUGGUGUGGUACACAUCUCGUGGGGAAGAAAAACACAUUUGGUGUGGAAGUUUCCAGGUGAGGAACAUGGUUGCAACGUGGUUGAUAAAUCAGAAGAUUGUUAUGCUUGAUCGUCACACAAAGCUAAAAGGGGGAGAUUGAAGAUUUAAGAUGUCUACCCUGAAGUACUCACUGACGUAGUUGCUAAAGUAGACGUCGUGGUGAGUGGUGAAGACCAUGUGGAGUCAGGGUGCUGAGCUGAAAUCGUGUAGAUUUGUAGAGCAAAAGAGUAUCUUGGAAAUAAGGAAAGAUGAAUAAACUUGAGGAGCAAGUUUAGGACUUAAAGGAAGAGGAAUAAGUGCAUUACAAGAAAUGGAAAGUUGCAUUUAAUGUUAUGGAAUAUGUUCAUAUCCAUGUUGCCUUGGAAACUAGGGUUUCAGGAACGUGGUGAAUAAUAUAAGAUAGAUAUGGGUCGUAUGUAGAGAGACAGAGACACAGAGGCUGAUAUUAUAUAGAGAGAAAAGCUCCUGGAAGUGUUUUGGGUCGUGCUGAAGCAGUGGCUGAAAUAAUUGAUGGAAGAGAGACAUAAGCGGGUAGCUUAAGAUUCUUUCAGUAUCGUGUGUUAGGAUAUUAACACUAGACGUGUAAAGCUGAAUAAACAAGGUUUUGUAAUAUAUUGUUUAAAGGAAAUUCUAAUAAAUCAUAGUGUGUUGCUUGUAAUUGUUUUGUCUUUUGGUUUAGUUUCAGCAGUAUUAUUGUAGUGUCAUCUUGCACUAACAAAUUUGAGGUACAUCAAUACACAUAGAAUAAAUUCAAAAGAUGUUCGAAAAUUGGUAGACAAAAAAAUUCAGUGUAGUCAUAGUUAAGGAUUGGGGAAGAGGAUGACUAGAUGUAAAGAUAGAGAUUCGUGAGGUAUUGGCUUGGUUUAAGCUUUGUUUACUUCUUUUAUCUGCGGGCGAUCCCUUGCUACCUUAACUGAAAUAUCCACAAAUCUUUUCAACAAAAUUGGCAGGAAUGGCUUGUUAAACCCACCCAGAUGACUCAAGAUAAGUUGGAAUGGACCACAACUUAAGUCGUAGAAAACAUGGUCAACGAAGCUGCAAUAGAAAUUUCGAUUAAUAUUGGGUAUCUUCUUCUUAAGUUUCAAUUUCUGAUCCAUAAAAGUAGAAACUAAAACGCAAAACUAAUAUAAAUAUAUAAAAUAUGAAAUAUAAACUCAGAAGAAGUCUUAGUCUUUUUUUUUUUUGGUUUUCCAUAAAAGUAAAAAGGUGCUUCCUAUUGCUUUGUUUUGGACUGGUGAAUCCAUGGUGCUUCCUUUAGAAUGCAUGCAACUAGACAUAUAAUAUACAUUCUUUUUCUAAACAGCCCAUUGUUUGUGGUGGACAUAUACAUUAUGACAAAACGUAAAAAAUUUAAUUACUAUAUUGCAUGGUGUUGAAGGACAAACUAAUAUAAAUAUAUAAAAUAUGAAAUAUAAACUCAGAAAAGGUCUUAGUCUUUCUUUUUUUUUGGUAUUCCAUGAAAGUAACAAGAUGCUUCCUAUUGCUUUGUUUUUUGUCCGGUGAAGUCGAUGGUGCUUCCUCUAGAAUGCAUGCAACUAUGACAUAAAAUAUACAUUUUUUUCUAAAGCACUAAUGCAUGUAUCACAUCAUAACUCUGCAGUUAAACAUGUGCUUGGACGAGAGAAUAGUACUAUAACAGAUAAUCUUUCGGAAAGUCUUUGUGUUGCACUUUUUUAAUAAAACUCUACAGUUAAGUAUGCUUAGUAUAAGUUUCAUCAGAACUCUGCAGUUAAGCAUGUUUGGAGUAGGCUCUAUUGUAUCCUUAGGAUAGUUUACGCCACAUCAUCGAUAUUAGCAUCGGCCGAUCUCGGAUAUGGAGAAUUCAUUUGGGGCGAAAGCCUAGACACCUCAUGGUUUACAAGAAAAAAAAAACAGUCCAUAGUUUUUAGACAUAUACAUUAUGACAAAACACACAAAUCUUUACGUACUAUAAUACAUGUUGUUAACGGAAAAAAUAAUAUACAUAAUAUACAACAGUUAGUUUACAUUAUUGGCAAUAAACUAACCUUACAUUAUCAAAAUCAUCCGAACAACUAGCUUCGAUAUACCACAUGUACUAAUUUCUUAGCUAAGACAUUUAACUUGAAACAUUUAUCUAGAUUGAUUGCACUUCAAAUGAAAACAAUCCCAUGAAUUUUAUUUGAAAAUUGACUUUUUAGGUAUUUUUACCACAAUCAUUCUAAAAAAACUGACAGGACCUAUUUACAGGACCUAUUAAAAAUGGUGAAAAGGCCUAUUAAAAAUGGUGACAUAUAUUCUAUCUAAUUAUAACAUGGCUUAAUAAAAUUAUGACACAAAUUUCAGUUGUAAAUAUUCAAAUAUAAAAAAUAACUAUAUGGUAAUUACCAUAAUUAAAAAUUGUAAGCAAAAUAAUUUAUAUCUUAGAUAAAAUUUAUUAUAACUGUAACACUAAACAAGUUAAUAAAAAUAUUAGUUUAUUUUAUUAGUAUUUUAUAUAAUUUAAAUGUUUCUAAUGAGAAAUCAUCCAAAUAUAGUAAAAAUGUAACAAUAUAUUUCAUUUUUAUACAUAUAUUUUCAUGAUUAAAUUGUUCUAAAUACUGUUUAUGUUUUUUCUUUUUUAAAAUAUAGUAUACACAUGAUACUAUAAUUAAGAGAUAAAAUACCAUAAUAUAAAUUAUCAUAUGUAUAUAAAUUAUCAUAUGUAAAUGGGCUUUUUUCAAAUAUGACUCAAAACAAAAAGUCAAACACAAAACUAACCCAUGAUUUUUUUGGAACUUUCAUUUGCUAAUUUUACUCCAGAAUUUUGGAUUAUUUACGAAAAUACCAUUACUUUUUUUUUUUUUGAAAUGAGUGUUUUACUCUAACAUCAUCGUCUUCAUCAGGUAUUUACAAUAUUUUAAUUGCCACCAAUCCACCAUGAACAACCAAUUUGAAGCUCUUAAUGCAUCCAAGUGCAAUUUGAAACUACAUCUCUUUCACUUUCUCUCUAUAUUCAUCAAAAAAAACUCAAGAUUAUGAUCCUAAACUUUGUAAGGUUCAAACUCAUGAUUCUUGGUCAUUAACAAGCGGGUCUGUUUCGUGGUGAAGUUAUGUGUGAUAGGAAAAGCUAAUCAAGUAAUCUAAUUUGUUGAAAGUACGAAGUUGAUUUCUUUUUUUGGGAAAUGACUUAAUGACCUAUUUCUCCACCAGAAGCAUCAUAUAGUAACCAAUCCACACUAUCUUUCAUGUUCGUCCUAAUUGCACACAUUUUAAGUAUAUAAACUUAUUUACCCCCAUUUUCAAAGAUCAAAACCCAAAUCCACAUAACCGUUGGUUUUCUUGGUUUACAUCAUAACUGAAUACCAAACUAAAUUAAUAACCCAAAUCCAAAGAGAACCAAAUCCGAAUAAAACCAAACCAAACCAAACCAAACUAAAAUUCAAUUCAUAAAUGACCCAAUUUCAUGUUCUUCUUCCUCUCAUCAUCGCCAUUUUUUAACAACCACCUUUAUUAAAUGAAAUUGUAUACAUGAAAUUAAUUAACCAAACAGGAGGAAAAUUAUAUAAAAAAAUCAGCAAUUUGAAUGUUGCAGAGCCUUUUUCACAAGCGUACGGCUAUACCUCUGCUGCGAGGAGGUGGGGAUGCUAUGUAUCUGCAGCGGCGCUAAUCCGGAGUUCUCUUAGAGGUUGAAUGAUGUUGGUGGAGUAUAUAUGUUGUUUCUUCUCUAAUUUCCGUAACUGAACCGACGAUUGAGACGGUGGUGGUGACGGUUGUUUCUUCUUCUGUUUAUGUAGCGAUUGAUCAUAACCAGUGCUCAUCGGAAAAAUGGACUCCAUGUCAAAUCCUCUGUUUCACCCAACCAAGACGUUUCAGAAGACAGAUUUAAUUAAGGACUGGAGUUGACAUAUUAGUUUUUUAUUUUCAUAUUGAUAUGGUCGGUGAAGAAGAUGGAGAUCGGGUCGGGUUACGGAAGACAUUGUUAAUUAUGGUUUGGUAUUUUUGAAAUUUAAUCUGAUUAAAUUGAGUUAAUUUAAUUUAAAACUAGGUUUAAAAGUGUAUUAACUGGUCUAAUACUAAUUGGUUAAAAAAACAGGUUAAAACUCAAAUUGAGAAAUAGUAAACCUUUCUAAACCGGCUCAGUGUCGGUUUUAGUUCUCAUCUAAAACAUUUUGUAGAUUUGGGUUUCGAUCAUUGAAAAUAA